AUGAGGAGGAUGAAUUGUGGUUCAUCAAGACGCGAAGAAUGCAGCGAAGAAUGUGCAGGCGGAAAUACCGAAGAAGAAAUGGAAGAAUACGCUGAAGUCUUCGAAAACAUAGAAGAAUAUCGCGACGAUGCCAAGAAGGGUAAUCGACCAAGACGAAAGGAUGAUGAUUCCGAUUCCGAUUCGGACAGUGACACCGAUACCGACACGGAUACAGACACGGAUACGGACACGGAUACGGACACGGAUACAGACACCGAUACGGAUGAUGAAGAAGAAGAGGAAGACACAGAUACUGAUACCGAUACGGACACGGAUGAUGACGAUGACGAAGAAGAAACAGACUCAGACGACAACGAAGAAGAAGAUGAAGAAGAAGAAGCUGCUGAUGAAGAAGACGAAGAAGAAGAAAAAGACAAACACAAAAGCAAAAGCAAAAGUUCACACGGAAAAAAAAGUAGCAAAUCAAAACAUCAUUAA
Messenger RNA from Rotaria socialis, 477 nucleotides. NCBI's taxonomy places the organism in Eukaryota, Metazoa, Rotifera, Eurotatoria, Philodinida, Philodinidae. The record is from the annotation of a GenBank genome assembly.